This is a messenger RNA of Synchiropus splendidus (mandarinfish), 2187 nucleotides long. RefSeq names its product synapse-associated protein 1-like. The transcript is spliced from 9 exons. The record is from RefSeq and is a predicted model, not a curated record. Gene Ontology annotation, cellular component: synapse; cytoplasm. Bases 130 to 1128 code for a protein of 332 amino acids. Lineage: Eukaryota; Metazoa; Chordata; Actinopteri; Syngnathiformes; Callionymidae.
GAGGACCAUUUCUAUCAGAUCGCGGAAGUGGUGAAGUAACGGCGAUACGUCAUCAGCACACAAACUGCUCGGGAUAUAAUAAGACUUGAAAACGGACGUUAAACCCGCUAUCAGCGGGCGAUUUACAGCAUGUUUAAGAGCCUGGAAUCGUGGUUUGGGACAAAUGAGGAAGAAAGAGUCAAGGGGCAGAAGUGGGACGUAAACAAUGCGAGUGUUGUUGAGGAAGGGCAGCAAACUCCUCAGAACAACAUCCAACCUCAGCACAAAGCAAAAGGCCUCAGCAGUUACGUUUACGAUCUUGCCUCUAGUGCCUCAAAGAAACUGUCCGAGACGGUUAUUGAAACUGCACAGUCCCUGAAGAAAAGUGUUGAAGACGGGAAGAUUAAUGUGAUGAUCGAUAAGACAAUUUUGGGUGAUUUUCAGAAAGAGCAAGAGAAGUUUGUUCAGGAGAAGAAAGCCAAAUCCUGCAGUGCUGCUGUGCCUCCAUGGGUGGGUUAUAAUGAAGAAGAGACCAUUCAGCACCAGAUAUUAUCCCUCUCUGCUGACAAGCGCAACUUCCUAAGAGACCCUCCGGCGGGUGUGCAGUUUCAAUUUGACUAUGAGCAAAUGUAUCCAGUUGCCAUGGUGAUGUUAGAGGAAGAUGAGCUCCUUCAGAAGAUGAGAUUCCAUCUGGUCCCCAAAGAGGUGAAGGAGGAGGUGUUCUGGAAGAACUACUUCUACCGUAUUUCAUUGAUAAAACAGUCGGCUCAGCUCACAGCUCUGGCUGCUCAACAGGCUAAGGAGAAGUCUAGUUGUGAUGAUGCUCAGCGAAAAGAUGAAAAGAAAAUAGUCAUCAGCAAAUCCAAACCAGACGAGCUGCCAGACGAGCUCUCCUCCAGCCCCACUGCGUUCGAGUUUGCCAGUGAUGCAUUCGACCCGAGCAACAUCAAUGAGGUCGACAUACGCAAGGAGAUGGAGCAGCUGGUUCUGGAUGAGAAAGGACCUCCUGACGCAAAAGAUGACAUUGCUGACUGGGAGAAAGAGCUACAGGACGAACUGCAGGAAUACGACGUGGUGGUUGACAGCAACGAGAACCACGAUGACAACUGGGACAAGGAGAUCGAGGAAAUGCUGAAAGAGGACAGUUGAAGUCUGUCUAUGUUUCGGUGUAAGUCUGCUCAGCGUGAAAAUAACCAAAGACCACUUGAAAGAUUUUCAGACUGAGUUUAUUAUAGAGCAGUAUUCUUGGAAGUAAAUGAACGUUUGUCAACAUUUCAUCAACAAAACUGUCAUAUUUUGACGCUCCAAUGCUGUGAAAGAUGUGACCUCAAUUGUGAGAUGAGCUUGUUCAACAACACAUUCAGAAGACAGGCAAAUUCCAAAAGAGACAAUCUGUUGUGCUUAAACCUGCAGAAUCGACUGUUACAUACAUCCCAAUAAACAUGAACUUUGUUAUUGGAGUUUCUGUCAUUGGUACAAUUAAACCUGUAAUAGAGGCACAGGCUUCUAAUUUCUAAUUUCUCUUAGGUGAGAAGGUCCAUCGGUUUAACAUUGGCUAAAAUAUCCAGUGUGACAAACAAUGUUAAAGAAAGCUGUAGCUUUUCUGUAUCGCGCUACACUGUGAAAGUCUUACUUUGUCACUCAAUUUUGUUGGUGUGAACUUAAAAAAGAAUAUCUUUGACUCACUAGUUUGUGCAAUAGAAACUACAGCAUCUCUAACAAACAAAAAUAUUCUGUUCAACACAACAACAGCAGGAAAAUAAAUAAAUAUUUAAGAUCGAAAUUAUGAGCACUUUUUGUUCAAAUACAUAUCUGUGUUUUCAUUGUAAAUAACACAGGUCUAUUUUGACAACAGUUUUUCCCUGCAUUGAUGUAUCAUCGGCAGUCUGUAACAACAUUAACAAUCCAGUGUAACAACGGUGUACUGUAGCUUCAAAGAUAGAAAUCUGUGAAAGGCUUUUGUUCAAUAAUGGAUGUCUUUGGCUCCAGGAAUGUACAAUGUUUGAAGACAGCUAUCAAAAUAUAGAACUAAAAACCACCGUCAACCUCGGUUCAUUCUGAGUAAAUACAAUUAUCUUCAGUACAGCAGAGGAUUCAUCGACAAGUUAAUAUCAAGCAAGAAAUCUGAGGAUGGAGGGGAAAAAUAUUUUUCUGAAGGAAAUCUUCAGCCAUCACGUACAGCAUUAUUUCUUCUUAUCUUUCUUUUGC